This is a messenger RNA of Oncorhynchus mykiss (rainbow trout), 2100 nucleotides long. NCBI's taxonomy places the organism in Eukaryota, Metazoa, Chordata, Actinopteri, Salmoniformes, Salmonidae. The record is from RefSeq and is a predicted model, not a curated record.
CUGUGCGGCCACAGCACCACUCGUACUCCAUCAGCCAUGUCCUCCGUCACCUUACCUGAACUCUGGGAUUACUUUAUAAUGUACAUGACCGGAGUGAAAGAGUUUAAUCCACAUACCCGGGAACUUGACCUGAGAAUGUUCCCCGUGAGGAUGACCAGUACCUGUCAGAACAGUAGAAGGACACUAAUGGGUCCGUAUGGGGUAGAUCGUGCCGUUCAUGAAAUAGAAUUUACCGACUGUGAGAAUGGACUGGGGAUCAAAGUGAUUGGAGGAAUGAAGGAGUUAACGGGAGAGGAGUUUGGAGUCUACGUGAAAAGGAUUUUACCAGGUGGCCUUGCUUCAAGUGAUGGACACCUUCAGGCGGGAGACCAGAUCUUGGAGGUGAAUGGGGAGAGUUUACUAGGGGUCACCAGUGAAAGAGCAGUAGACGUUCUGAGAUCAGCGUCCUCGAGCAACCAAAUGCGCCUUCUGAUCGCCAGAGACGAGGAAGCCAGGAGAGAGUUUUCAGAGCUUUUGGAGAAGUAUGGAUCCAGCAGUAGUACUGGGUCGACACGCAACUCUCCCAUCCAGCAUGCAGGCAGAUAUCUGGACAGCACAUCGUCCGGGUCCUCGUCACGCUCCCAGAGUCCUUUGCUUUUGAGUCCUGCUGGCUCUCAGAGCACCUACAACAACCCUCUACUGCGCUCCCUCAGUCACCCAGGAGAGGGUGUGAUCCAGCUGAUCUCUGUAGCCCGCUCCUCUAGUCUGGGCAUCACCAUCGGCGGAGGCUCCAAUAGACCGGACGGCCCUGCCGUCUUCAUCCAGGAGGUUCUGUCUGGGGGAGACUGCCACAGGGAUGGGCGCCUGAGGCCAGGGGAUCAGCUCAUUGCCAUCAACAAGGAGUCCUUGAUAGGUGUGACCCACGAGGAGGCUAAGAGCAUGGUCAACAAGGUCAAAUUCAGUCAAGAGGCGGUGGUGGAGGUUGCUUUCAUCCCUGGUAAAGGUCCGUUCCCCAACAGCACGUCUUUACACAACGGUGUCCAGCGCGGCGUUGGCAACGGGUACAGCUCCGGACGCUUAAAAGUCCACGUCAGAUCACCAGAGAUCCGUACGGGGGAACCCGCCCCACUGCCUUCUCCCUCCCCUGACAUCUGCCCUCCAGAUAUACACAUUUCAGGCUCGGCCCCCACCCAGAGAACAGUGUUGUCUGCAGCCAAACCCAAGAUCACCCUGGACCCUCACAUACGCCUCAAGUCUGACAAACUGGACCUGGCGUUGUCGUACCUGGGUCUGGACUUGACGGAGGAGAAGAGGAGGAAGCUGAGACAAAGUCUUAUCACUGACCCACAGGGAACCGUGUCCUACGGAGACUUUGUUGAGGCCACACGCAACGUCUACCAAGAGAAUCUGGAGGAGGCGGGACUAGGGCAGAAAGAGUUCAUGUUCUCCUAUCACGAAGCAGCUAGCUUGAUGGACACCUCUGCCUUCCACUCCCCGACCUUUGAUUCAGAUUCCUACAGUAGUGAAGAACUGGAGCACUUUCAGGCGGAGGUGAAACAGCUGCAGAACCAGAUUAAACAACUCAAGUCCAAUCACAGCCAGCCUGCUGGUUUUCCUACACUACCCCAGAUCAGUCAGCCUGCUGGUUUUCCUACACUACCCCAGGUCAGUCAACCUGCUGGUUUUCCUACACUACCCCAGGACACAGAGCACAGCAAGUCGACCCAGGAGGAGGAGUUACACAACACCUCAGAGAAAGCGUGUGCGACGGUGGAGGAGAACAGUCGUCUGAAGACUCGUCUGCAGGUAGCGGAGGCAGUGCAGAGAGACAGACAGAGUAACAGUGCAGAGCAGGACUAUGAAGAGGUCAUUACACUGCUAGAGGCUGAGAUCAAAGACCUGAAGAACCAACUGGCGGGCAAGAAACAGAAGGGUCUGGAAGCUACUAAGGAAGAUGUGAUGGAGUUAAACAGGAAGUUGUCGAUGAUUGACUGUCAGCUGAGGAAGUCUGAGCUGAGCAGAAGACACCUGGAGAUCUCCAACAAGAAACUACUGGGAUUCGCACAGAAUGUUCACAAAGUGCUCACCACCCCCAGCUUGUUUGGAAUGGAAAAUGGGUAA